UUUUCGUGCUUGGGGUGGAUGAGGUAUAUCUUAAAAGGUGUCUCGAUGGUGCUCCCUAUUCAUAUAACUUUCGCACUUUUUAUUCAGAGGGUUGAGCGCAAACUCGGUCUUGUGUCACAUCUGUCUAAGCUGACCUCUGCUAUACUUACCUAAGUUUCUUCUUUUCAUUCUCUCAAUCAUUUGAGUCAAAAUGGGCUCCUUCACUCCCCGCGCCAACACUAAAUCCUUCACCCUCAACAACGGCAUCAAUAUCCCCGCCAUCGGCUUCGGUACCUUUGCCAACGAAGGCGCAAAGGGCUCGACCUACCGCGCCGUCCUACACGCCCUCCAAACAGGCUACCGUCAUCUCGACUGCGCAUGGUUCUACCGAAACGAAGAAGAAGUCGGCGAGGCAAUCAAAGCCUUCCUCAAAUCGAACCCGAGCGUGAAGAGGCAAGAUCUGUUUAUCACGACGAAAGUCUGGAACCAUCUCCAUGAGCCAGAGGAAGUGCAAUGGAGCUGUGAGGAUUCACUGCAGAAAUUGGGACUGGAGUAUGUGGAUCUGUUGCUCGUGCACUGGCCGGUUGCAGUCGAGAAAAAUGAGAAAAACAUGCCGAAAAUCGGGCAAGAUGGGAAAUAUGUCAUCAAAAAGGCCCUCACGUCCAACCCAGAACCCACAUGGCGGGCAAUGGAGCAGCUUAACAGGUCGGGUAAAGCGAGAGCAAUUGGCGUGAGCAACUGGACGAUUCAGGGUUUGCAGCAGUUGUUGGGUUUUGCGGAAAUCAAGCCGGCAGUCAAUCAGGUUGAGAUUCAUCCCUUUUUGCCGAAUGCCGAGCUUGUGUUGUACUGCUUUCAGAAUGGUAUCAUGCCCGCUGCGUACUCGCCGCUGGGAUCCCAGAAUCAGGUUCCGAGUACGGGCGAGAAGGUGCGGAUGAAUCCUACGUUAAACAAGGUUGCUGAGCGGAGCGGAUACGAUCUUGCUCAAGUGCUUCUUGCGUGGGGUCUGAGGAGGGGAUAUGUUGUCCUGCCUAAGAGCUCUACGCCUUCGAGGAUCGAGAGCAAUUGGCAAGUUCCAGAGUUGAGCGAGGAGGACUUUGAGGCUAUUGAGAAUGUAGCCAAGGGAAGGCACACGAGGUUCGUGAACAUGAAAGAUACGUUUGGAUAUGAUGUAUGGCCGGGCGAGGACAAGAGUGGACUUGUCAAGUUGAACGAGUAAGGCUGGAGCUGUGUGAUUGGGCUAGUUGACAGUCUUCCAGACAGGCGUUCAUGGAAGAACAAGACGAUUAAGUGUUUACUAUAGAUAACCGAUACCAAAAGUCACAUAGAA
Messenger RNA from Lindgomyces ingoldianus, 1306 nucleotides. RefSeq names its product aldehyde reductase 1. Gene Ontology annotation, molecular function: aldose reductase (NADPH) activity. The transcript has a single exon. The record is from RefSeq and is a predicted model, not a curated record. The coding region runs from base 191 to 1195 and encodes 334 amino acids. Lineage: Eukaryota; Fungi; Ascomycota; Dothideomycetes; Pleosporales; Lindgomycetaceae. Gene Ontology annotation, cellular component: cytosol.